This is a messenger RNA of Miscanthus lutarioriparius, 1014 nucleotides long. The record is from the annotation of a GenBank genome assembly. NCBI's taxonomy places the organism in Eukaryota, Viridiplantae, Streptophyta, Magnoliopsida, Poales, Poaceae.
AUGGCCGCCGCACGCUACGACGUGGAGAAGGGCGGGAGGAACGGCGGGGAGGGGAAGCAGCACCACUCGCCGCCGGUGCCGGAGCACCACCUGUACCCGCAGCGGGAUGGGGAGAGGGACUGGGUGCCGUGGUUCGUGCCGCUCGUCGCCGCCGUCAACAUCGUGCUGUUCGCCGUGGCCAUGUACGUCAACAACUGCCCCGCCCACGCCGCCGCCUCGUCUCGCCGCGGCGGCGGCGCCUGCGUCGCCCGCGGGUUCCUCCACCGCUUCUCCUUCCAGCCGCUCAGCGAGAACCCGCUCCUCGGGCCCUCGUCGGCCACGCUGCAGAAGCUGGGGGCACUUGUAUGGGACAAAGUUGUGCAGGAGCACCAGGGAUGGAGGCUCGUCACUUGCAUCUGGCUGCACGCCGGUGUUGCCCACCUUCUAGUCAAUAUGGUCAGCCUCGUGCUCAUCGGACUCAGGCUCGAGCGACAGUUUGGAUACGUGAGAAUUGGCAUCAUCUACCUUGUUUCUGGCGUUGGAGGCAGCGUGCUCUCAUCUCUGUUCAUCAGGAACACCAUCUCUGUCGGCGCUUCUGGAGCUCUGUUCGGACUCCUUGGGGCCAUGCUGUCGGAGCUCUUCACCAACUGGACCAUUUACUCGAACAAGGCUGCAGCCCUGGUGACCCUCCUGGUCGUUAUCGCCAUCAACCUCGCCAUCGGCAUCCUCCCGCACGUGGACAACUUCGCGCACAUCGGAGGGUUCCUCACCGGCUUCCUCCUGGGGUUCGUCUUCCUGAUGCGCCCGCACUACGGCUGGAUGCAGCGCUACGUCCUGCCCUCCGACGUCAAGUACACCGCCAAGAAGUACCUGGCCUAUCAGUGGGCUCUGCUGGCCGUGGCUUCGGUGCUCGCUGUCGUCGGGUUCGCCGUUGGGCUGGGGAUGCUUUUCAGACGAGUGAACGCGAAUGAUCACUGCGGGUGGUGCCACUACCUCAGCUGCGUUCCGACCUCCAGAUGGAGCUGUGGGAAGUGA